Messenger RNA from Neltuma alba, 2051 nucleotides. Its product is annotated as laccase-17-like. The transcript has 6 exons. The record is from RefSeq and is a predicted model, not a curated record. Gene Ontology annotation, biological process: lignin catabolic process. NCBI's taxonomy places the organism in Eukaryota, Viridiplantae, Streptophyta, Magnoliopsida, Fabales, Fabaceae. Gene Ontology annotation, molecular function: copper ion binding; hydroquinone:oxygen oxidoreductase activity. Gene Ontology annotation, cellular component: apoplast. The coding region runs from base 80 to 1798 and encodes 572 amino acids.
CAUUAAUGAACUUGGAGUUAUACUCCUAGUUCUGUUCCAUAUCGAGUCUUCAAAAUAUACACACACGCGAUUCGAGGAUAUGGGUGCUUUGUUUCGUCCACCGGCUGCAUAUUUAGGAGCUUUUCUUCUGGCCAUCAGCUCCCUUAGCUUCUUCCCUGACAUUGUGGCUGCAAAGCAUGGACCAAUAACAAGACACUACACAUUUAAUGUAAGGAUGCGAAACGUGACACGGUUGUGCCACACGAAGAGCAUGGUAACGGUGAAUGGAAAGUACCCUGGGCCUCCUAUCGUUGCUAGAGAGGGAGACCAAGUAGUGGUCAAAGUGGUUAAUCAUGUUCAAUACAAUGUUAGCAUCCACUGGCACGGGAUUCGACAACUUCAGAGCCAAUGGUCAGAUGGACCAGCAUACAUAACUCAGUGCCCAAUCCAAACUGGCCAGAGCUACGUUUACAACUUCACAAUAAUUGGCCAAAGGGGUACUUUGUUUUGGCAUGCUCACGUCUCAUGGCUUAGAGCGACCCUUUAUGGACCCAUCAUCAUCCUUCCAAAGCCUGGAGUUUCUUACCCUUUUGCCAAGCCAUACAAGGAAAUUCCCAUCUUGUUUGGUGAGUGGUGGAAUGUAGACACAGAGGCAGUAAUAAGCCAAGCUCUUCAGACUGGUGGCGGCCCUAACGUAUCUGAUGCAUACACCCUGAACGGACUUCCUGGUCCGUUGUAUAAUUGCUCUCAGAAAGAAACGUUCAAGCUGAAAGUGAAGCCUGGGAAAACUUACCUCCUACGAUUGAUCAACGCUGCACUCAACGAUGAGCUCUUUUUCAGUAUAGCAAACCACAGCCUCACAACUGUGGAGGCCGAUGCCCUGUACGUCAAACCUUUUAAAGCCAACAUACUGCUCAUAGGCCCAGGGCAGACCACAAAUGUCCUCUUGAAGGCUAAACCAAACCAACCAAAUGCCCGUUUCCUUAUGGCAGCUAGACCUUAUAACACUGGCCUUGGGACUUUCGAUAAUACCACCACCGCAGGUGUUCUGGAGUACGAAGGCACAUCAAAAUCCUCUCCCCUAAUCAGACCAACCCUCCCAGCCAUAAACGACACUUCAUAUGCUGCCAAUUUCAGUUCUAAAUUCCGCAGCUUAGACAAGCCACAAGUCCCUCAAACUGUAGACAAAAGCUUUUUCUUCACUGUCGGCCUCGGAAGCAGCCCGUGUCCUAAGAACCAGACUUGCCAGGGUCCUAAUGGUACCAAGUUCGCUGCUUCCGUGAACAACAUAUCCUUUGCAAUGCCCACUACGGCAAUGCUACAGUCCUAUUAUUCCAGGAAAUCAAAUGGGGUUUUCACCACUGAUUUCCCAAGCCGUCCUUUGAUUCCUUUUAAUUACACGGGCACCCCACCCAACAAUACAAUGGUGAUGAACGGGACCAAAGCGGUGGUGCUUCCGUUCAACACGAGUGUGGAAUUAGUAAUGCAGGACACAAGCAUUCUUGGAGCCGAGAGCCACCCUCUCCAUCUCCACGGAUAUAACUUCUAUGUGGUGGGGCAGGGUUUUGGUAACUUCGAUCCCAAGAAAGACCCAGCUAGCUAUAAUCUUGUGGACCCAGUGGAAAGGAACACCGUGGCAGUGCCAUCUGGUGGGUGGGUAGCUAUUCGUUUCUUCGCAGAUAAUCCAGGAGUGUGGUUAAUGCACUGCCAUUUCGAAGUGCAUCUGAGCUGGGGGUUGAAGAUGGCGUGGAUUGUGCUGGAUGGAAAGCAACCGAACCAGAAGUUACCUCCUCCCCCCGCCGAUCUUCCCAAGUGCUGAUUCUUUUUAAGCUUAACCCUCAACUUCAACCAUUCCCCAAAAACUGAUGCCCGUUUGCCUUUCAUUUUCCUUUUCAUUUUUUAUGCUGUUUUCCCUCUCACUCACCAUAUCUUCCGGAGUUUAUCGAUCAGUCGAAGAGAUUGUUCGUAGUUGAUAUUGUUUUUGUGUUAAACUUGAACCAGAAGCUUCUGUACGAAGCAUUGAGUGUAAUAAUUUGCGAGGAAUAAAGUUACACCGUCGUUUGCUUUCUGUU